Messenger RNA from Ostrinia furnacalis (Asian corn borer), 1508 nucleotides. It is a transcript of the gene NGR-A34, whose product is annotated as neuropeptide receptor A34. Lineage: Eukaryota; Metazoa; Arthropoda; Insecta; Lepidoptera; Crambidae. The coding region runs from base 25 to 1263 and encodes 412 amino acids. The transcript is spliced from 8 exons. Gene Ontology annotation, biological process: G protein-coupled receptor signaling pathway. The record is from RefSeq and is a predicted model, not a curated record. Gene Ontology annotation, molecular function: G protein-coupled receptor activity. Gene Ontology annotation, cellular component: plasma membrane.
UUGCCAUUCCGUCAUGGUUUUUGAAUGUGGCGUCCGUCUUUUUGGGAGCAUUGGACCAUGGAUUUGGAUGAAGACGACUUGCUCAACUGGGACACAACGCAGCAUGACUUCCCCAACGUGCUGUGGAUCAUCAAGCCCCCCCAAGAGAUCGCCGUCAAGACCAUCGCCAUGCUGGUCAUCGGAAUCUCUGGGAUAUUUUUCAACUCCAUCAUCCUUAUUAUUCUUAUUCGUAACAAAUGGCUCUGGUGUGCCAGCAACAUGCUCAUCGGCAACCUGGCGCUGGUGGACCUGGUGACGCUGCUCUUCUGCCCGUGGUUCAUGCUGGUCAGGGACUUCUACCAGAACUACGUGUUGAAGACUUUCGGCUGCCAGUUUGAGGGCUUCAUGCAAGCGUCCUUACUUCUAGCGGGCGUAGGUGCGGUGAUGCUGGUCUCCUACGACCGAAUGGCGGCAGCAGCAUUGACCUCUGAUGCAAGGGUCACCAGGUCCUUCGCACCGAAGCUGAUCUUCAUCACUUGGUUCGUUUCUAUACUCCUCUCACUUCCAUGGAUCAUCAAUAGGGAGUACACGGAGAGACAGUGGAAGAAUUUUCUCGAAAAAUACUGUGUCGAAGAUGUAAAAGUAUUGGGAAUUUACUGGCAUUUUACCUUAUCUUUCCUUGUAUGGAUUCCGCUCGGCUUGAUGGUUAUUACUUAUGGGGCAAUAAUGUGGCGUCUGGAAUGUAGUGCCCGUAAGCUGAAAGCACGUGGUGGAGGUCAAUCAGUGACCAGAGCUAAGAAGAGGGCUAUGAGGAUCACAGCGUGUGUUCUGAUGACGGCAGUCAUAUGCAGGAUCCCAUACACCGUGCUCAUCUAUUGGAGAAACCGGCUGCCUAAUGAAGUGAAUUCGGUAGAAGGCAGCUACGACGCGAUGUGGUUCGCAGCUAACUACUUGAUGUACACGAACAGUGCCAUCAACCCCCUCAUUUAUGGCUUCACCAACGUCAGGUUCAGAAAAGCCAUGGACAUCACCCCGGGAGUAAGGUUCUUCAAGUUCGGAUCUUGGUGCUGCAUUUGUACGAUAUUCAGAAAGAAACAAACGAUACCAUCGGACAGAACCACGGAGAAAGUAUUCGUGAUCGAGGGCAGCCCUCGACAGAACAAGAAGUUUGCACACGUCAUCAAGAACAUCUUCCACAUCAACAAGGAGACGCUGGACUUCAGCGUGAAGAAUGAGGACACUCCGAAACCAACCAGGAUCACGCCUGUGAAGUCCGACAUAUAGAUCGUUUCAUCCACGAAGACGCCCCACCAGUCUCCCGCUAAUGUUCGAGUGUUAUCGGUACACGCUAAAUCAUCCAUGAGUGCACACGUACACUACAAAAAUGACGCUCAGAUUGCUCAGAAUCGCUUCCUCGCGCUUCCCUCGACCAAAAUUUGGUGGGGUGCGUCUUCAUGGAUAAAACAAUUUAAAGCUUAAGUGGUGUUGCUAUGUCAGUUUCCAUUUUUAGAAUAAAAACUGUGUAAUUA